Molecule: messenger RNA, 9406 nt
Organism: Portunus trituberculatus (swimming crab)
Lineage: Eukaryota; Metazoa; Arthropoda; Malacostraca; Decapoda; Portunidae
Gene: Ccdc85
Product: coiled-coil domain-containing protein 85C-like
Exons: 7
Coding region: 1025-2476 (483 amino acids)
Source: RefSeq, a predicted model, not a curated record
GCUCUAGUUAUCCCAGUUUAUCUAACGCGGAUGUGAGCGUAGGUGAAUAAAGUCAGCAUGAUAUUUUAAUAGUGGGUAUUUAAAAUAUCAGGCAUGUCAAGGUAAAUCUAAACUACGAAGUUUCACUGAAUGAAAUUCCUGCAACCUCUGAUACACGAUAAUUCCAUUUUGCGCGUUUUUAUGUUUGGUAGAAAUAUGGUUAUUGUAUGGCCAGAUCUACUAAUAUUAAUGGGAACAAAGACAUAAAUUUGGCAUAGGAAAACAGAAAGGCGUAAAUUGAAGAGAUUUUAAGAUGCUAUACACGAAAUACCACGGACACCAUUCGGUGAGGAGGCAACCCGCAUUCCUUUGACAGCCUUGAACACAUUGCCUGACAUUUUCAUUUUCCACAGCACCGCAGCGUGAUGCAAAGCAGGAUGGGGCAGGAAUGUGGCGUAUCUCAUGAACCAAAUACGUACUGGAGAUGAAAAUUUACAAAUAACAGAGAGAGAGAGAGUAGAAAAAAUAUAUAUAUUACAAGAGCACAUCGUAUAUUUAUCUAAUAAUGCAAAACACUCAGUUUUACUAACAAAAAUUAUUCAAGUAAUAAUCAGCAAAUAACACACACACACACACACACACACACACACACACACUGUAUAUAUAAAACUAUUUAAAAAAAAAAUGCCUAUAGUACAAAAAAAAUUAGCUGGCACCAGAUCUAGGCAAGACGUUAUUGGCAGAACUCAGAUAAAGCCAAGGCAAGCAGAGAAACACACAAGUGGUAAUUGAAAAAGGGCAAAGGACAUGACAGGAAGGGGAGGGGGAAGUAAUAUAGAAGUGUCUCCCAGUCUAGCAACAUUUGGCACCUCAGAUUUCGCGCCAUAUUGGAUCUCGAGGGAAAAACAUUAGAAAAUCCAGCCAUUUCACAGUUCCUGCUGCUCGUGUGUGCAUAAUAUGGCAAUCUGAGUGAGAAAUACAAGCGAUGGGACCAGAAUACGUGUAGGUGGGUGAGGCCUCCUAGUGGCCGGCCAGCCCAGCACUGAUGCCCACCUUGGACCCCAGCCACCCUACCCAGUUCCCGCCCAACCACCCACCCUCGAUGGCCAACCCUUAUGCUUCCUCCCGCUCCGGGCCACCACCCUCUGGUCCCGGGUAUGGUCGGCUGCCCCCCACUGCCUCCCAGGUUAUGGCUCCUCCCCACCGAGUCAAUUCAGGCUUUCUCAACCCCACUGGCCGAGGACCUCCGGGCCCCCUCAAGUCAUCAGGACACUCAGGCCAAUACCUGCAGCCCCGGCCCCACUCCGACCCUCCUCCUGGGGAGCCCCGCCAGCCUCCAGCAUACCCUGAGCCCCCAAGAUAUCCUGGGCCUCCAAUAGAUGAUCCUGAGAGGCACCAUCGGGGCCCUAAACAUGAGAGCCGAGGGGAGGAUGAGGCAGGGACAGGGCGACACUCUCUUCAUGCUCAGCUAGCUGAACUGCAGCAGCUGCGGGAGGCACACCAGCGCCUCACUGACGACAACCAGGAGCUCCGGGACCUGUGUUGCUUCCUUGAUGAUGAUCGCCAGAAGGGCCGGAAGCUGGCCCGGGAGUGGCAGCGGUUUGGGCGCUACACAGCUUCUGUCAUGCGGCAGGAGGUCACUGCUUACCAGAAUAAGCUGCGUGGCCUGGAGGCAAAGCAGCAUGACUUGAUCAAGGACAACUUAGAGCUGAAGGAGCUGUGUCUGUACCUGGACGAGGAGCGGAACAACGCCACCUGCACUCACUGUGGCAAUCCUCUCAUUACUCGGGACGAUGGUGACGGCUCCUCUUCCUCCACCAAUGCUGAUGAGCCGUCUGGGCCGCCCCAGCCCGCACCACAGCCCCCUCCUCCCCCAGACAUCCCCCUGGCCCGCUCCUCCUCCAGGGAGCGCCUGCUGGAGGACACUCUCACCCGCCAGAGGUCACCCAUGAAUGAACAAGUGCUGAGCUACAUCAAAUCCUUGGAGGCACGGGUGUUGUUGCUGGAAGCUGAGAAGCAACAGCUCUCGGAAAUAGUUAAGCCUAGUCGCUUCCACCCUGAUGGUGCAGGAGGGGAGAUUAGUGAUGUCCCUCCCCCACCCCCUCCCCCACAUCCUCGCCCACUGCAGCCCCCACCCUACUCCCUGUCACACCACUUGAGGGCAGUUGGGCUUGGCUUGACACACAGGACACCCCUUGGACCUGGAUCAGGGGACAGUGAGGAAGACCUGCUGCCAGAGGGGCCGCCUCCGCUUGUGUCACGCCCCACCUCAGUUGCAGCAGCCAUGAGGGUGCUGGAGGUACAGGAGCAGCUGGAGGGUGUGAUGGCCCCUUCCUCAUCUGGUCCUCCUCCCAGCCAGGGUCCCCCACCCCCCACCCAGCAGCCAACACUCCCACCACACAAUUCUGCCCUGGCUGAUGGCGAGAAAGCACUGCUCAGACAGAUGUGUAAUGUGGUGUGGAAGAAACUGGAGGAGGUGCCAAGCCAGAAUAGAUAACCAGCAGUACCUCUCUGUGUCUCCUGCCAGAGGGAUGUGGCCAGGCAGGUUUCUUCCUAGAUCACUACCUGGGAAAUGAUGGUGCUGGCCUGCCGUCCCACUCUCCUGUACAUUCUCAUCAAGGAAUCUCUCUCUCCAGGUGUCUCGUACAAACUGUAACUCUUGCUUUGCUUCCCCUUCUGAGGUGUGAAGACUGCCUCUCCUCUCCAGGGAAGGUAUGAAAGAACUUAGUGCCUCAGCAUUGCAAGGCUUUAAAUGCUGUAUUUUGUGGCAUGGAGGAAGGAUUUGCAGAUGCUGAGAUGCACUCCUAUUGUAAUGUGCGCCUUGUAUCAUUGCCAAGUUGAGUAAUAUCUUCAAUACACUGUGGUACUUCCUGUCUGCGCUGUGUAUUUAUAAGAAUAUGUAUACAUGUUCUGUUUUGAAUUAGUUUCAUUGAAAAAAGUGUUGGUGCAGAAUCCUUCUAUUUAUAUUGCAUCAGAAUGUAGGUUGUCAAGGCCAAAUGACACACACCAGCUUGCUGUUGUGAUGUCAUUUUUUACAGCAGCAGACAGGUUCAGGUUACAGCCAGUGCACCAUUGCAUCCUUCCUUUAUGAAUAUUAUUCCAUUUUUGCUGAUUAAUUUUUUUAGCCUCCCUGACAUUCUUUCCGUACAAUGCACGAAUGACUCAAUUCACCAAGUAGAAUAUUCUUUGGUUUAGAAAAAGCUUCCUUAGUUUGUAUUUAUAAGAUCCACAAUGACAUGUAAAUGUCAUUGUUUGGAGCAUUGCUUUAGUUUAAGAGAGAUGUCUGUUGAACUUUUAGGAGAAGGAAAGCAGGAGAUAUUCUGUGCCAGAAAGCACAGUUAAAUCUGAUGAAAAGUCCUCAUCUGAGUCUUGUGUAACUUAGGGGUAAAGUUUUAUGAAAUAACCUUUAGGUCAAAUUCAGUAUUAUAGAGAGUUUUAGUUAGGUAAAGAGAAUGCCUUGUUGUCUUGGUGGUGGCUAUCAUUUGGUGUCUUCAGUGUCCAGUGCACUUGUGUGUUAGGACAUUAUUCAGUACACACAGCAACAGUGAGUCAGCAGGAUUUGGUACGCCACAUGGUGGUGCUUGGUUGACACACCAGGCCAGCACAUGCACCACACGCUGCCACGUCCUCAGCUGUGGUACAAAAUGCACACGUGUAACAAAGGUUCUUCAGCAUUAUUAAUACUUUCAAAGCAUAGCUUAUAAUUUUUAGUUGUACAUACAUGACUUUUUUUUUAUAAAAAAGAAAACAAAGUUGUGAGUCACAAACUUUGUUGAUCAAUAGGACAAUUAAAUCUCAUCCUGAAAUUAAGACAUAGCAAUGGUUAAAGGAUUUAACUUUUUUGUAUAUAUCCAGAAAGACAGACUGUGUAUACAUAUCCUACAGUAAGUAAGUGAUAGUUACUGAAGUCAGCCUGACUCCUACAGGGCGCCAUCACUGGUCCGCCCAUUUUCCUUGUCUGACAUAAUGAGAAAACACUCACUGCUUGUGACGUUUUUAUCAGUGUGGCAAUGAACUUCCAUGAUGAAGUUAAUUUGUAUAUAAUGAACAGCAACAUAACUGGUGGUGUAUUCAUACAUCAGUUGUUUUGUUACUAGUAUGUUAGGAUGUGAUUUCAAGCCUUCAGCAGCUGUUUAUCUUUACUCUUUCAAUGAAAUACGUAGCUACUUCACUGUCAUCUACCUCAUUUAUUCUUAUUUAGAAUGACCAAGACCACACCUGAGUUAGUGUUGUGAAGGAUCACAGAAACCAUUUUUCACUGAGGUGAACCUUCUUCACCAUCACUUGAGGGAAGGCCAGCACACCACUGGCUUCCAUGACUCACUCUGCAUGUCAGGCUUCCCUCACAGAGGCAGUGUGCUGCAGCAGAGUACUAGUGAUUUCACACUUAGUAGUGAAGUCAUUAACAAUGUUUCCCUACUCAACAUAUAUUUACAUUGGUGUGAGGAACUUUGUGCUGGGAUUAGAAGUGAUGAAAACAUUAAUGGAGUUAACUAUAAAUAAUGUUUGCCCUUCUGAUAAAAUUUUUCCUUAGAGAAACAAGAUGUAAGGAGAGAAUGAUACACCCCUUUGUUCAUAAUGAGAUGUGUGUGUGUGUGUGUGUGUGUGUGUGUGUGUGUGUGAGAGAGAGAGAGAGAGAGAGAGAGAGAGAGAGAGAGAGAGAGAGAGAGACAGAGAGACAGACACACAGUAAAAUUCACUCCUUUUUCUAUAGACACACACCACUCACUUAUUUCUGUGCUUCUUGAUGACUCUCAAUAAUUUUUGCUGGUGUUACCUAUUCAAAAAAUGGUGUGUGGGGGAUGGGAAGCCUCUGUAAUGGGUAUUAACCUUGUCCUCGGUAGGUUUUGGAUUUAGUUCAUGAAAACUUCCUCCUAUUUCAGAUACUAGACAAAAAUUUCAUUAGUGUCAUCUAUUCUUCAUUGUUGUUUUCAUAACUUCAUGCUACCCGAUGUUAGUGUGUUGGUCAUUGUCAUUCGAGUAGGAGCACACCAUUUCUCCACAAAACAUAAUCUCUGGUUUCAUACUUUCCUGCUUUGUUCCAGCUCAAGAUCAGGAUGAGCUGUUCUGUUGAGAUUUUUUUUUUUUAUUUAUGAUAUUUUUUAUUUGAUAUUUCUCAAAUAAGCACCUCAUCCAUUUGUUUAUAUAGGUACCCAUAGUGAAUACUAACCUGGCUUUCCUCUCUUGACAUGUCAGUUAGCAGCCUGGUUCUAUGUUAACAAUAGUCACUCAGAUCAAAUCAGGGUUAAGCUACCUUGAAUCAUUGAUCAGUAUUCUCCUUAUGAACCAAUUAUUUUUUUGUUCUUUGUUUGUCAUUUAUCUGCUAUUGAUAGUCAACAUAGACAAGAGAACAUGCAAAAUAAACCAAGAAAAGAUAUUUGAAAGGGAAAGAGGCUUCCCCAUAGAAGUACUGGAGUUUGAAAUAAACUACAUGAGAAGGCAGUGUGAGAAAAGUGUGCACCAACUCAAUGAAAGACUAAGCAAAUAUUGAACAAAUAUGGACAGAAUACAUGGAGAGCUCAAGCCUUGUAAGUCAUGACUUAUAAAUCAUGAGUACUACUAGGUGAACAUGGUCACCAGUGCAAGUCUUGGAGGGCAUAGGUGGAGCAGCAAGUUCCUGGUGAAGGGAACACUGCAUCAAACACCAGGUCCCCAGCAGAUGGCUCCACAGUGGUGGUGGGGCACAAUACUGAUAGAGUUAGGGAGUAGUGCAGUGCCAAAGAAGUCAUGUGUAGUACAGAUAAAGCUUAGGCAUGGGCAUCUGUUGUGUGAUGUCCUGCCCCUCUUUGCCCCUGAUUCAUGUCACUUGAGGGACAGUGAGAUCUGUGUGUGUAAUUCAUUCAGUCACGAGAUCACAUGCUGGACUUGUGAUCAUUAGCUGUGUUCUGUCAGAGGAAGUUCAGAGCUUUUAUGAGCUAAUCAAUGUAAUUCUGGUAUUCAUAAUGCUACAAUGUCACCCAUUUAGUCCCAUUCACAUGAUGAAACUGCCUGGUGAAUUUUGUUUGUAAUGGCCGGUCUGUGUGUCAUCCAUCCACACCCCAGCACCAGAUGGUCAGACCACCAAGCUGACAGCCUUAUCUGGUAAUUUUGCUUGACCACAGGCAUGAGCAUUAUGUUGGUUUGUUCAUCAGAUAAACGAGUGUCCAUCAUGCAGCAUUGGGUUGUGUGGAAGGAGUCUUCCUCUAGGGAGAGGCAGCCUUGUGGUGCAGUGCUCAUCUUGAACCUAAAAGAUUGACUUUGAUUCUACUUUGUGGUUGCUCUUAAUGAGGGGAGCAGUGCCAUCACACUGUAUUGGAGAUUCUGUUGUGACUGUUUUCUUAUUCAAGGUGGCAGUAGCAUAACCUUUCAUAAGAAGUCUUUAUGACUUGGAGAGGAUACAUACCACAGCCUACUUGCUGACAAGAUUUUACUACUGAGUAAGCAGCGUGUGUUUUUUUACAAAUUAGCUUGCCAUUGCUCUUGUGGUGUUGGAUACACACACCUCUUAAGAAAUGUGCAGCUAACUGAAAUGUCUGUGAGCUAUUGUAUUAGGAGACAGUGAUCUAGAAAAUAAAAACUUAUAUUUUCUUUGUAAAUAGUAAAUAUUUAGUGAAGGAUCUGAAGUCCAAAUGACACCAAAUAUAUACUAAUGUAACUUCUUACAGUUUUAACUUAACUAUGAUUACCUGUGUUCAUUCAUUAGUUUUGAAAAUAUUGUAUCAUUUGUAGAUUAGAUUUUCAUUGAUUAUUUGCUUGGGCUUCUGCCUACCUUCUGUGUCCAGUAGGUGCCAGGACUGGCUGUUGUCAGGUUUUGUGGUCCUCCUUGAGGCGUGAGUGUGGCAUGUAGUACACCAUGGACUGGCUGGAAGUUAUGCACUACUUGGACUGUUCAUAGUUUUGAAGCAAUUGGUAGAAAUUUUAGCAUGGUAGUAUAACUCAUUUUGUUGUGCUUGCAUGGCAGGGCAGUCUGGACCUCAGGUGUGUGGGUAUGGAUGGCAUGCUAGAUUGAGCCAGACCAUCAACAAGGUCACUUGCUUAUCACUUUCAAUCAUUUUAAUUACAUUGUUCCUGCAAGAUCUUUUGAACCAAUUUUUUUCAAACCUUUAGUUUUUACUACUUUUGUAUGAGAUUUAACCAAAAAAAAUUAUCUUUUGGUGUAAUUAUUCCUUCUGCUUUAGGGUAUGAAUAUUUCUUCAUGGCAUAGAUUUGUGGUCAUGUGGCAACAUUGCAUGUGACUUAGAGAAAGGAAUACACCAGCUUCAUGCCAACCCCUUGAGAUGGAGGCUGAACACUGAUGGACAAGUGACAGCAUCAAGGGGGAUGUUUGAGCACUAGUUUGUAAAAAGAAAGGUUUAGCAUUAUUAAGAUGAACCAGUAUGGAGCUUUCUAUCCUUAUUUAAAACCAAUUAUGUUCUUAGUUUCCCUUCUUAUUGAUUGCAAGGUCAACAUAAAGGUCAAUAUGUACUUCUCACCAGUAAAUGUACCUGACAAUGUACAUUGGUGAUGAUGUUUCUCAGCUGGCAUCUUAGUGUGUGGCUUCUCUGCAUUCCAUUGACAAACUAUCUUAUAUAAUUUGUUCAGUCUUUGGCUUCCACCCAUGCAAUACUUUUCAGUGACAGCCAUUACCCACUGAAAAGUGGCACAAAAUUCAUCACUCUUUUCUAAGGACACCAGCACAUGAGCCACUAGUGGCUGGCCACAAGAAUGGUUCAUGGGUCCAUUUUCUCCACUACAAAAAGAGUGGCCAUGUUUUAAUGGCCCCAACUUUUCAAAGGCUGAUUGCUGCCACUGAAAGUACCUCAAAAAGCAUCUCAUUUCCAAUAUUGGUGGCAAGACUCAGUGCACCAAUUUUUCUGAUAUUGCAGCAAUAACAUUCAAGAGCUCAGAUAAAAUCUAGCUUAUUCAUUUGUGUGGUCCUUGUUUUUCAGGACUAAAGAUAAGAUUUUAUAUUGUACUUUAGAAGAUUGCAUACAGAAGUUUUCAGAUUUUCAGAAUGAAUGAGAUUAUAUUAUUAUUGUGCAUCGUGUUGCUAUUUUGUAUUGUACCAUGUUAGUCUAGCACAUUAUCUCUACUAUUACCAGCUGUUAGAUUGAGGGUUAGACAUAGUAAUUGUUCAACUGUUGUCACACUUGAAGAGCAUGGCUGUUGGGGAACACUUCUUGCAUCCCUUGGUGUAGAGAUGCAGUAGCACUUACAGCUUUUAAACAGCUUCCCAGUCAAGCAAAGUUGAUGAUGCAUUGGCAGUUGUAACAGAGAUUAUUCCUAGAGAGGGAGAAGAUUCUGAAUUGAUUUGUCAUAGUUCUCUAAUAUAAAGUGUGACCUGUUUGCUAUGAUGAAAGGAGAUAGAUGUUUUUAUAUUAAAUAUAUUGUGUGUUCCUUGAAGAUGAAGUCUGAAACUAGUAUUUUUUGUGCUUAGAAUAACACUGAAAGUUAAAAGUGACACAACUAGUAAUAGAUUGACUUUGUUAGCCUUGUGUGCAUUGGUCUUACUCCUGCCAGUCAUAUGCUUACCACAGGAGCCUGCAAGUUAAGACUGACCACUCUUGCUCAUUGCUUGGCUGUUGUUUUGAAAUGACAAGUGUUGUACAACUUUGUUACUCAAAAUCUAGCUCUAAUUGAGGAAAGUGUAAAAUUAGCUAAGAUAACAGUUACACCUUUUUUGAAUGAUAAAAAUGUUCAGAUGCACAAGUUUUGUUGUAAACGAGAUGUAGUGUAGUAAGUAAUAUAAUAUUGUUUGUGUUAAAAGCUUAAGAACAUACUAAAUAAUUCAUGUAGUAGCAGCAACUGGAGGUGCUCCCUACAGGAGUGAAGCAGUACAGAUGAAAUCUAGUUAUUACUUACCUAGAAGGAAUGAUUGUUGUGUGUGUUUACAGUCAACCUCAGAAACAAACCAGUAAUGUUUAUGCAUAUGUUGCUAGUGCCUAAAAUUCUAACCAAAAAUGCUGCAAUGAUUAAGAGGGAAGUGCAGUUAGUGAGUACCUAAGCUAUAUCCUUGAGUGAGCCAGUCAAGAGUCUUCCUCUUGGUUUGUGUUUCUUAAUGCCUUGCUUGCCUCAGUCCUUUAUAGAGCACCUCAUAUUACAGCAGGAUUCAACAUGUUAGUAUGUUGUGUUCAUCCUGAACUGUAUUGAACCAAGCUCCAUCCUAGGUCAUGAAGAUCAGAUAUUCCAAGUUCAUGAUUGAUGCAAUUUUUGGCAGUUGUGGGAAUGUUAAUGUGCAGAUGUGUACAGCUGAGUGGUGCAUUAGAAAAGAUAGGCUAAGUGAUCUUAGUAUGCUAUGGAAGUACCUGCUAUCAUUUACUCCUUAAGUGUAGCAAUAUUUUUUUUUUUCUUUUAGUGGUUUGUAUACAGUCUGCAAUUGGUAUCUGUGUGUGUGUGUGUGUGUGUGUGUGUGUGUGUGUGUGUGUGUGUGUGUGUGUGUGUGUGUGUGUGUGUGUGUGUGUGUGUGUGU